Manihot esculenta (cassava) is the source of this 986-nucleotide messenger RNA. Its product is annotated as ethylene-responsive transcription factor ERF038. The transcript has a single exon. Gene Ontology annotation, molecular function: DNA-binding transcription factor activity; DNA binding. The record is from RefSeq and is a predicted model, not a curated record. The coding region runs from base 122 to 835 and encodes 237 amino acids. Gene Ontology annotation, biological process: regulation of DNA-templated transcription. NCBI's taxonomy places the organism in Eukaryota, Viridiplantae, Streptophyta, Magnoliopsida, Malpighiales, Euphorbiaceae.
GACGUUUUCUGUAAAGCUUCUCACAUUGACUCAAGUUCCCUAAAAUUCAAGAGCUAUCUGUAUCUUGUUUCAACCGCUGAUUCACAAAAUUUUCACCAAGCCGUUCCCUUUAAAUUCCUCCAUGGAAAGGUCGCUAGAUAUGGAGUCUGAGGCGCAGAAUAAUUCUUCUUCUUCUUCAACUGCCUCUCCCUUUUCAAUGAACACCUCCUCUGAGUUGGAGUACCAAAAAAGGUCUAAGCAAGACCCGGAACUCAAGAACAGUGAUGAAAGCAACAAAAUGGUAAAGAUUACUGCUGAAAAUUCCAGGAGCCAUCCAGCUUAUCGGGGAGUGAGAAUGCGUCAAUGGGGCAAAUGGGUAUCCGAAAUCCGAGAACCAAGGAAGAAAUCAAGAAUUUGGCUUGGAACUUAUCCUACAGCAGAAAUGGCCGCUCGAGCUCACGAUGUAGCAGCUUUAACAAUAAAGGGUCGUUCAGCUCAUCUCAAUUUCCCAGAGUUAGCUCAUGAGCUUCCCAUUCCGGCAAGUGCAUCUCCGAAAGAUAUUCAAGCUGCUGCUGCUCUAGCAGCUGCCUUGAACUACAAUAAAGUUCACGAUCAAGCUGAAAUGGAGUCCAGCCUAGAUAGCACAGAGUUAUCUCAUGAUACUCAAGAAUUCUUAAGCUCAACAUUAAGAGAUCAUGAGGACGAUACUUUUAUUGACUUGCCGGAUCUUCUGCAGGACAUAAGCCAUCAAGUUGACAAGUUCUGCUACUUGCCAUCAUCUUGGCCGCAGGUUGUCGGAGCUGAGAGUUUGGACAUGGGAUUCUGGCAUGAAGAGCCUUAUCUGUGGGAGUAUUAAUUAAUUGAAAGCUGAAACAAUUACGUGGGUAUUAUAGUAAAACGUUAACUAGCUUAGCAGUUCAGUAUCGUUUGUUGGAUCCUCAUACCAAAACAUUAAAUCCAAAGCCCCAACUUUCCCGGAAAAAAAAAAAAAAAAAAAAAAAAACUUU